Molecule: messenger RNA, 4111 nt
Organism: Salvia splendens (bonfire salvia)
Lineage: Eukaryota; Viridiplantae; Streptophyta; Magnoliopsida; Lamiales; Lamiaceae
Product: putative late blight resistance protein homolog R1B-16
Exons: 3
Coding region: 1-2622 (873 amino acids)
Biological process (GO): defense response to other organism
Molecular function (GO): ADP binding
Source: RefSeq, a predicted model, not a curated record
AUGGCAGCGACGGCUCAUGCAUCUCUAGUGUCGCUGUUGAAUACUAUGGAUCAGAUCCAGACUCAUCCCCGCCUUUCCAUCUAUUUCGACAACUACCAGUUUAAAUCUCUUCGGGAGAUGGUGUAUUUCCUUGUUGAUUUUGUGGAGAAUUUUUCUGAAUUCGAAGAUAUGAUGAGGCGGAUUGGGGAUGCAGCUCAUGAGGCUGAAGACAUAAUUGAAGUUGAAGCUGCUGAUCGAAUUCGUGGUGAGUCUACAGCAAAAAGUCUAACAAUGUUGCUCCAUCUGCAGAGAAUAAUACAAGACAUUAGCUCCAUCAAGGAUGAGGUUAUCAAGUUUAAAGAUAAAACUGGGUUCAUAAAUUCAAUGCCUCCUUCAUCAUCAUCAUCACCUCCUCGUGUCACUAAGAAGACUACCAUGCUGGGAUUUGAUCGCUAUGUGGCAAAGCUUUUGGAUGAACUCACUGGACAUGAUUGUUGUCGGCGAAUGCUCCCAAUCGUUGGAAUGGGAGGCAUUGGUAAGACCACUCUUGCCAGAAAUGUUUAUGAACAUUCAGUUAUGGUGCAUCAUUUUGAUGUUCGCGCUUGGGUUGUCGUGUCUCAAGAAUAUAAUGCAAGUGAUAUGCUUUCGCAAGCACUUUCUUGCCUAGGUCAAUUGCCCAAGAAUAAACCUGAUGAUCAACUAGGUGAAGACUUGUAUAAAACAUUAUCAGGCAGACGGUAUCUGGUAAUAUUGGAUGAUGUGUGGAGUGUUGAGGCGUGGGAAAAGAUACAGUUCUUCUUCCCCCAAAAUGAUAAUGGAAGCAGAAUUGUUGUAACGACCAGGCAACAAGAACUGGUUAAUUACUUUGGCUGCUCUUCAGUUGCGGUGGGUUUUCUUGAUGAGGAAAAUAGUUGGAAGCUUUUAUGUGACGUGACAUUUGCAGGACAAGGUUGCCCUCCUCAGCUAGAAAAAAUCAUGGAGGAGAUUGUCAUGAAAUGCAAAGGACUUCCGCUUGCAAUCCGGGUGAUUGGAGGGCUUCUUGGAAAGUCACCGAGGACGCAAGAGUAUUGGGAAAAAAUCGCAAAAGACAAGAGCUUGGUUAUGGAAUAUUCAGGUGAUGGAAGCAAACCCUCCAGCAUAUUAUACAUGAGUUACAAGCAUUUGCCUGUUUGGUUAAGAUCAUGUUUUCUUUACUUGGGAUUAUUUCCCGAAGACCAUGAAAUAGAUGUGUCAAAUCUUAUCAAAUUAUGGGUUGCGGAGGGAUUUGUAAAACCAACUAAAAGCCAAAGUUUGGAACAAGUCGCUGAGGGUUACAUAAAGGAGCUCAUUGAUAGGAAUCUCCUUUUAGUUGCUGAAUUGGAAAUAAACAAGAAAGUUUCAUAUUGUUGCCUUCAUGAUCUAAUAAGAGAGCUAUGCAUACGGAUAGCAGAGAAAGAAAACUUCUAUUGUGACCAAAGAGACAUAGCUGGGAGGCGUCACUUCAUAUCUGAUGAAAGAACGAGAAGUGUUUACUGUCGAGAAUCUUGGACUAGUUUAGAAAAGCCAUCAGUUAUGACACCUCUAAUAUUGAGUAGGGAGAAAAGAGAAGCACCACUUAAGUCUAGAUUGUUGAGAGUGUUGGUUGCUGAUCAUGAGAGUCGCCUAGACCCUUCUUUUCAGCAAGUUAACGUGCGCUACAUAUCCCUAAAUUCGUAUACAUUUGGUAUACCGAUUCCUUGGUCAAUAUCAUUAUGUUGGAGUUUGCAAAGUUUGAUUCUGGAACAAUGGACGCGAGUAGUUGUACCAUCCGAUAUUUGGAAGAUGCCACAACUUAGGCAUAUCGAGAUUAACUUAAUGGUAGUAGAGAAUCCUACCCCCGGUGACGUCUUUGUUUUGCACAACUUACAAACACUCAAGUUAGUAAAGGAUCUCAUUUUCACAGAGGAGGUGUGUGCGAGAAUACCAAACAUUAGGGAAUUGGGAACUGUAUAUGGCUUCGAUAAACAAGUUGGGGUAAGAAGGGAUAAGUUCCAUCUGCAGAAUUUUGGCCGCUUAAACACGCUUGAAUCGCUGCAAUACUCUUUCCUUGGAGAGGGAUAUGUAAGUGAUCGUUUUGAGAACCUUAAAUUGCCUAGUUCACUUAGGAAGCUUGUUUUAAACAAUUCUUACAUGGUGUGGAGUGAUAUGGCAACUAUUGCAUUGCUGCCUAAUCUUCAAAUUCUUCGAUUGGAACAACAUGCAGUGGUAGGGGCAGAAUGGAAUUUUGUUAAUGAGGAAUUUCGUAGCUUGAAACAUCUUAUCAUUUUUAAUUGUGAUGAUAUGUCUAAUUGGAUUGCGGAAAAGUCCAAUUUUCCAGUGCUGGAGACGCUCGAUCUUUGGAAUUUAAAUAAACUGGAUAAGGUUCCUUGGGAUAUUGGUGAAAUACCCACGCUCGAAAGAAUAUGUGUUCGUUACUGUACGAAAUCAACGAGCAUGUCAGCAAUGGAGAUACUAGAGGAACAAGAGAAUCUCGGAAAUCAAGUCCUUCAACUUGGAAUUGAAUUCAAAGGAGAUCCAAUGUGGGUGGAAAAGAUCAAAGAACGCUUCACAUCCCAAAGUCUUCACAUUUCAUCGAAGGGUUUUUAUCAUUCUUUGAGUUACAAUUUGCUCACGCACUCAAGAUGACUCAGUUCUUCGAUCUCUUAGUUGGAGGAGAUCCCCAAGUUGAGUGAAUUGAUGAGUCGAGGUGUUGAUAAUGGAAUCGAAGAUUUGAGGAUGAUGGACGGCAAGAAGCUAUGGGUGUAGAGCCAAACCUAUACUGCACAAAGCCUGUUUCUGGGAUAAUACAUAGCCCCUCGUUGCUGCUCUCGCUACUGGUAUGUACCUAUUUUUUGUCAAGAUGAAUGACAAGAAAAGAAAAACUUUCAUAUUUAUAAGUUAGUCGUGUUUAGAGUUGCGUUACUAUCCACGUCAACGGGAAUGGUGUUUCGGGGGAGUUGAGAGCCAUGGAGCCAUCCCUCGACCUAUAGGUUGGAGCCUUGGCGGAAGCUUUUACCCAUUGUGUUGUGCUUUGUUUAAAGAGGAUUUUAUUGGUUCUCAAUUUAUACUCGUGGUGACUCGAACCCUCCAACGUAUUAGAUGGAGGAGAAGCGUCUUACAAACUAAGUUGCCUUUCAUCGUCAGAUAUAUAGCUUAUGAUACUCAUCUUACUUGCAAUUCAACUACAUGUAAAUUUGUACCUCUACUUUUUCUUCACAUAUAAUUGUGGACGAUUUAAAGUACUAUGAAAGUUUCGCAUUUGCUUUGUGUUAUUUGAGAGUAAGAUAUUUUUUGUCUUAUAUUCCAAGUGUUUGAGAUUUUAGUGUUUUUCACCCAUUUUGAAAAAAAUUAGUUUUAUUGUUUUUAACAUUAAUAUUUGUUCACCAAUUGUAUUUCUUUACUCACUAUUGUCCCACUAAAAAUAUAGCUAAUUAGAUACUAAAAAUAGGCGCACAAAUACCUUAGACCACAUACUGAACCAAAGUCCAGGCAAUUUGUUCUUGAAGAGAAGAUAUUUGGAGUUUAGAGAUGGCGGUGACGGCUCAUGCAUCUCUAGUGUCAUUGUUGAAUACUAUGGAUCAGAUCAAGGCUCAUCCUCGCCUUUCCACUUAUUUCGACAACUACCACUUUGAAUCUCUUCGGGAAAUGGUUGAUUUCCUUGUAGAUUUUGUGGAGAAUUUUCCAGAAGCAGAAGAUUUGAUGAGGAGAAUUGCAGAUGCAGCUCAUGAAGCAGAAGAAACAAUUGAAGUCGAAGCUGCUGAUCAAAUUCGUGGUGAAUCUACAACAAAAAGCCUAACGAUGUUGCUCCAUCUUCAGAGAAUAAUACAAGACAUUACCUCCAUCUCAAGUUUAAAGAUGAAACUGGAUUCAUAAAUUUCAUGCCUCAUCCAUCCUUCUUGUUGCCGUCGUCGUCGUCAUCGUCAGCUCCUUGUGUCACUAAGAAAACUAACAUACUGGGAUUUGAUCGCUAUGUAGCGCAGCUUUAUGUCAAUUUGUAUGAAAAGGUGGUUGGAUGAUUUUGCUGGUAUCAAUGCAGAGGACUGUUGGUGGAGUUGGCUCUAAGCUUUUGUUUCUCAUCUUACUGUAAUUUAGCUGUACUGCAUUUGUUAUUAAUGAAAUUCUAUAUUUUGCGCUA